UUUGGCGGUGUCCGCUGUCGCUGUGUGCUUCUUUUCUAUAGUACAUGUGUCAGUGUGUACGCUCAUUCAAUUCCCAUCUUUCAAUUUUUUUACUUCCAAUUUGCUCCUCCUUUUAAGUUCAAUACUGCUCAUAUUUGUCUAAUGACCACCACAGAGGAUUUGGAAUUAUCGGAUCAAGACAAGGUUCAACUUUGGAGUACAGACAGUGGUAUGGAGUCCAUGACUAACAGUAAUAAGGAUAUCACCCCUGUUUCUGAAAACUUUGAUGACGACGAAGAAGAUGAAACAUUAGGUGAACGCCUGUGGGCACUAACUGAAAUGUUUCCCGAAUCUGUACGAAAUAGUGUUAGUAAGCUGAUUAAUACCACUGGUAAUGCUAUCGUAGAAACUUAUUCGUUUGCCUGUACUUCAACAUGGUAUUUAUCAACAACAGCAGCAUUGUUACUUAUGCCUGUUCUAUUUGAAACUGAACGCAUACAAAUGGAAGAAGCACAGAAAAAUCAUUCAAAACAACUACUUCUUGGCCCUGGUAGUGCUGGUGGUAACUUAGGUGGUGGAACAACAAUUUUACCCAAUUAAUAUUUUCCUCGGCGUUAAUUAUAUUUUAAACCUAUCUAUCUUAGUUUAUUGUUUGGUUAAAAUAAAUAUUUGUA
Molecule: messenger RNA, 653 nt
Organism: Sipha flava (yellow sugarcane aphid)
Lineage: Eukaryota; Metazoa; Arthropoda; Insecta; Hemiptera; Aphididae
Gene: mge
Product: mitochondrial import receptor subunit TOM22 homolog
Exons: 4
Coding region: 142-579 (145 amino acids)
Biological process (GO): intracellular protein transport
Cellular component (GO): mitochondrial outer membrane
Source: RefSeq, a predicted model, not a curated record